UUUCCUUAUUGAGGUGUCAGCAACGCUCCUCCAGCAAUUAGACGGUGACCAAAUUACAGGUGUGGUCGGGAAACGAGGCUCAUCCUAAUUGUGUAACUCGACGCGCUGCAGACGCUUCCUACUGACAGGACAGAAAAUCCCAUCAGCAUGUUUUCUGCUACACAACCUGCGUGUGGUUCUGAAAGAUCUUAUCUUGCUCAAACGUCCAACUGUCACAACCCGAAGCAGCAGCAAGGGAAAAACUCAUUUGGUCCUUCUGUGGAGCCAAAAAUGCUGAUUGAGAGGUACAAGCGCGGUGAGGUGCACGCUGUGUCCUUGCUGCAUAUGCUGGCCCAGUCUUACCAGUUCCACCUGGAGUUCAAGGAAACGGUGACCACAGGGAACACAACAAGGCUGUUAUUUGCCUUUUGCGUGCUGAUUGAUGGCGUUCAGUACAAAACUGGCAUGGGACCAGCAAAGAAGGAGGCCCGGCUCAAAGCCGCAGAGUAUGCCCUUCAGGAUCUGCUGCCUACUUUGGAAAAAGAGAAGUUCGACCUCCCUAAGGUGUCAGCUUUCCCACCACUCUUAUCAGUCAAAGAGGAGUUUUUGAAAACUGAUAUCCAAUCCAGUAGAUUUAUUCGAGAAAGGAAGAGUCCUACUAACCUGCAGAUACCAAACACUGUCAAGGAUCAGCUGAACAUGUUGAUGAAUAGCCACCCUCAGUUCUGUGCCUGCGCAGCCACCGUCGCAGCGUUCGUCAUUCAGACCUCCAGUAGAUGUGAGGUGGUUGCUGUCGGCAGUGGCAACUACAACGUCAGGGAGAGCUUGUCAACAAAUGGACGUGUUGUGCACGACUCCCAUGCGGUGGUUACUGCAAGGAGAUCACUUAUGAGAUUUUUCUACCAGCACCUGCUGCUGUUCUACAGCAAAACAGCGCAUGUGACCGAAAUGUCCAUCUUCCAGCACAACAAGGGCGGCCUCCUCAGCUUGAAGAGUGGCAUCACGAUGCACCUUUAUGUCAACCAGCUGCCAAAGGGAGCCACGGAGAUCCCCUUAAACCUGUCCCUGAACCCGCUUUCCAUUUCCGCAUGGCAGAUGAAUAACGAGCUCGGCCUGCACCUGUUAGUAGAGGGCAAGGUGUUCCCAGUUCUCACCUUCGAGCACUCGAGCCCCAAGAUGGUCAGCAUGUCGGCCGCAGACAAGCUCGCCCAGUGGCAAGUGUUGGGCUACCAGGGAGCCUUGCUGAGCCACUUCAUCGAGCCCGUCUACGUCCACAGCAUCUUUAUCGGUGACAUGGGGCACGGGGACACUGUUGGCAUCGAGAGGGCCGUGAUCCAUCGCACGGAGACCAUCACCUCCCAGUUGCCCAUGUUCUACUGCAUGGUGAGGCCUCACAUCAGCAUGGUGCCGCCCGUGGCCAGUGGCGGCAAUGGCGACGACCAGGUGACCUCCAGUCUCAACUGGUGCGAAGGCGACAGCUCUGUGGAAGUGGUGGAUGGUCUGACUGGCAGGACCAUAGAUGAGUCUCCCUUCAAGAGUGGCUCAGCUCUGGCCAGCCGCCUGUGCAAAGCCGCAAUGCUUCACCGCUUCAAGGUGGUAGCCAAAGCGGCCCAGAGGCAGGAGCUGCUGGCCACAAGUUCAUACAGAGAAGCCAAGAGGAUGUCCAAGCCGUACCAGGAGGCCAAGAAUGUGCUAAGAGCGUUCCUGUUGCAGCAAGGCUACGGUCCUUGGCCAGACAAGCUUCUCGUCAGUGACACUUUCAACAUGUAAAUGUAUGAUUGUUCAUCCCUGUCCAUGUUGUCAAAGACUAAUAUUCUAAAGAAAGGAAUACAGUUAUGAUAAAUACUGGAUGUACAAGUUUUGUAACAUUUCAUAGUUUCUCAGUUACGUAGCUUUUUCAUUUAACUUACUGCAUGUACAGUAUUUAUUGUUCAUGUUUCACGGUGGCUGAGGGGUUAGUGCGUCUGCCUCACAAUACGAAGGUCCUGAGUAGUCCUAAAUUCAAUCCCGGGCUCGGGAUCUUACUGUGUGGAGUUUGUAUGUUCUCCCCGUGACUGCGUGGGUUCCCUCCAGGUACUCCGGCUUCCUCCCACCGCCAAAAACAUGCACCUGGGGAUAGGUUGAUUGGCAACACUAAAUUGGCCCUAGUGUGUGAAUGUGAGUGUGCAUCUGUGUUGGCCCUGCGAUGAGGUGGCGACUUGUCCAGGGUGUACACCGCCUUCCGCCCGAAUGCAGCUGAGAUAGGCUCCAGCACCCCCCGUGACCCCAAAAGGGACAAGCGGUAGAAAAUGGAUGGAUGGAUGUUUGAAUCAGUACUUCCCAAGUGUGUCGGAAAUGACCAGGUUGAGUUCAUGACUUCUUUGUAUUGUACUUACUUUCCACAGUAAAACCAUCCAAACUGAAACAUUUUGAGUUUGGUCUUUAGGUUCCGCCAUGAGCUGGUCGCAUACAGUAAAUUCCGUAAUCUAGGAAAAGCUCAAAAGUGCUGCUCUAAAGGCUGUAAAAAAAAAAACUCAAGGUAUGAACUGUACAGUGUACAUGGAUGAAGGUGUGUGUUGCUGAGCCCGACUUGGACAUUAUCUGGACUGGACCUGGUUUUAAAAACCCUUUAAACAAAUCUAAUUUCAUUGACAACCUGGUCUGGUGAAGAUAGGGUCCUUUUUAAAAAAAAUAUAAUAGAAUAAGAUAAAUAAAUAAAAAACAUUUUCUGGAUAAAAAAGAAAGUACCGUAUUUUUCGGAGUAUAAGUCGCUCCGGAGUAUAAGUCGCACCGGCCGGAAAUGCAUAAUAAAGAAGUAAAAAAACAUAUAUAAGUCGCACUGGAGUAUAAGUCGCAUUUUUGGGGGAAAUGUAUUUGAUAAAACCCAACACCAAGAAUAGACAUUUGAAAGGCAAUUUAAAAUAAAUAAAGAAUAGUGAACAACAGGCUGAAUAAGUGUACGUUAUAUGAGGCAUAAAUAAUCAACUGAGAACGUGCCUGGUAUGUUAACAUAUUAACAUAACAUGGUAAGUCAUUCAAAUAACUAAUAUAUAGAACAUGCUAUACGUUUACCAGACAAUCUGUCAUUCCUAAUCGCUAAAUCCGAUGAAAUAUUAUACGUCUAGUCUCUUACGUGAAUGAGCUAAAUAAUAUUUGAUAUUUUACGGUGAUGUGUUAAUAAUUUCACACAUAAGUAGCUCCUGAGUAUAAGUCGCACCCCCGGCCAAACUAUGAAAAAAACUGCGUCUUAUAGUCCGAAAAAUACGGUAAAACAAUAUAAAAACAAUUACAUAAAAAAUAGUAACUAAUGAAAAUGUUAGUGGACCAGCAGCACACACAAUCAUGUGUGCUUCAGGGACUGUGUCCCUUGCAGACUGUAUUGUCUAUUUUGUGGGAACCAGAAUAUUGGUAGCAGAAAGAAACAACCCCUUUUUUGUGAGUGGGUGUGGAUGAGUGUGAAUGGGGGAAGGAGGUUUUUUUGGGUUGAUGCACUAAUUGAAAGUGUAUCUUGUGUUUUUUUAUGUUGAUUUAAUAAUUUUAAAAAAAAGGUAUGAACUGAAAGCUGUCAAUAUCUUCUGCUUCAAAUUGAUGCAGACUUUGGUUUCCUGCCUAUUUACAGUAGUCUGUACAAGAACAGUAUUGACUUUCAUCAGUCCUGUCUGAGGACAUGCUACUUAUACUGCCAAACUCUGCAUUGGCUGGAAGAAGGAAAACCCGUAGGCUUUUGUGGUCCAGGGAUCAACAAUUUGUAUGUACACCUCCUUUUUUACUUUUACUAUAAGCCAGUGUUUUUCAAACAGUGGUGAUGAGGUGCCAGAGGGACCAUAGUAGAAACGUCUUGAGUCAUGCUUGAACAAUACACAAACCUCCAGCUAGGUGGCUGCUGUGUUCCAACUAAUCAGCAGACUGACCAGGAAAUAUGAGGUAGGUAAUACGAAUACAGUGGAACCUCCAUUUACAGACCCUUUGCAAACUUUUCCACUUACAGACUUUAGGAUCGCACAAAUAUGCCCCUUUUGUGCGAACCAUGUCUGCGUACGAACGCUUCAUUCAUUCAUUUUGUGCUUGCUCGUAUUGAAGAGAUUGAGUAAGGCCAGCUUUGUAACAGUUUUUUAUUGUGAUGAGAAUGGAGUUUUCUGGAAAAAAGCGAACUUAUUUCACAGUGUAGGAGAAGACUACCUCUCGUUCAGUGGGGGCUCUUGCGAGAGUGUACGCACACACACGGCCCCACCCUCUUCUACUCUCCCUCUUCUCUGCUCCUUUAUCUCCUCUCGUGAGCUGUGUCUUUGACAAUGAUAAAGUACUGUAAGUGGAUUUUACUUUUUAAAAUGUUUAUUGUAACAAUAUGGUUCAGUCCUGUGAUUUCUGAUUGUUUGUGAGGGCACCAAAGGGACUUCUAUAUGUGUGUGUG
Molecule: messenger RNA, 4369 nt
Organism: Nerophis lumbriciformis (worm pipefish)
Lineage: Eukaryota; Metazoa; Chordata; Actinopteri; Syngnathiformes; Syngnathidae
Gene: adad1
Product: adenosine deaminase domain containing 1 (testis-specific)
Biological process (GO): adenosine to inosine editing; RNA processing
Cellular component (GO): cytoplasm; nucleolus
Molecular function (GO): adenosine deaminase activity; double-stranded RNA adenosine deaminase activity; tRNA-specific adenosine deaminase activity
Source: RefSeq, a predicted model, not a curated record